Molecule: messenger RNA, 1581 nt
Organism: Tachysurus vachellii
Lineage: Eukaryota; Metazoa; Chordata; Actinopteri; Siluriformes; Bagridae
Gene: pla2g12a
Product: phospholipase A2, group XIIA
Exons: 4
Coding region: 129-695 (188 amino acids)
Biological process (GO): arachidonate secretion; phospholipid metabolic process; lipid catabolic process
Cellular component (GO): extracellular region
Molecular function (GO): A2-type glycerophospholipase activity; calcium ion binding
Source: RefSeq, a predicted model, not a curated record
AAUGAGACCCGGAAGUGAACGUACCUCUGGGUGUUGAGUCACAGACGGACUUUGUGCUGAAAUGGAUUAAAGACUCACAGUGUUCAUGUGUCAUCACCUUUAAAGCCUCCUCACACGUUUAGUACACAAUGCAGCAGCAGCUCAGUGUCCUGCUCCUGUUCUGGGGGGUUGCGUUCACUACAGGACUGCAGCAGUUCGAGUCCCAAACACCAGACUGGAGGAAGACUUUAAACACCAUCAGGAACGGAAUACACAGGAUAGACACGUAUCUGAACUACGCUCUGGAUCUAAUAGGAGGAUCUGAUGGGCUGUGUCAGUUUAAAUGCAGUGAUGAGUACAAACCCGUCCCCAGACCUCAUUAUAAACACUCUCCGCCCAACGGAUGCGGCUCACCGCUGUUUGGAUUUCAGUUUGAUAUCGGGAUGCCGUCGAUGACAAAAUGCUGUAAUCUGCACGACCGCUGCUACGAUACAUGUGGAAGAGAGAAACGUGACUGUGAUGAUCAGUUCCAUGUCUGCUUGGAGACCAUAUGUAAGAAUGUACAGGUUACUCUGGGACUGGACCAGAGUGUACAAGCAUGUGACUCAGCGGUGACUCUGCUGUUCGAUGCCGUCAUGCACCUGGGCUGUAAACCCUACCUGGACAGCCAGAGAGCUGCUUGUAUCUGUCACUAUGAGGAGAAAAGUGACCUCUGAUCAGCUGCAUUUGGGUUCUGAAAUCUUGACGCCACCGAGGAACGUCCGAGGGGUCAGAAACUCCGUCCUCGAUGUCUUCAGCACUUUGUAACUUUUAUUGUUUUCCUGCACUUUAAAGGAUCCAUAUGUGAUGUUUGAAAGUGUUUCUAAAAUUGUAGUAAACAAAUAAUAUAGAAGAAACUUCUAAAAAAAAAACUGCUUCAUAAUAACGCUAUACAGUGAAUCUUGGUAGUUUUUAAAUUGACAUUUUUCUGCCCCUGAAAUUAAAAUUUCACUUUAAACAGAAACUCAUGCGGCUUUCAUGGUUUUAAUAGUAUAUGAUUUCAUUGCAGUUGCAGUUCACUUGACAGACAACAGUGGGUGCUAAAAUGCACCGCUCAUGUCAUGUGCAGGGUGAAUCAGAUGAUCUAGAGGAAACAAUAGCCCUUCUUCUCUCUAAUGUUGGACUCUUAGUCCAGUCCCCUUCUCUGAAGUUGUCUAGUUUGUCUUUGAAGGCUUUCUAACUCGCACUUUAGAAUAAAACAAUUCUUGAAUGCGGUUCUCAUGAUAAAAUGUGAAAGCUGUCAUGUAGGACCAGAAGUACAGCACGAACCUGUAGGACCAGAAGUACAGCACGAACCUGAGGCCACCUGUAGGAGGUCAUUCGAGGUCGUUUGCACUGUUACUCAGAUGCGCACUCGCUCAGGACCAUAGAAGAGCUCUGAAUACACAGAAGGACUCACUAACACACACGAGUCCUGAGAAUGCUAAGAAUCUUUGUGUCAGUUAUGAUGCUGACUGCUUGAUGCACUUCAUUUAUUAAUUAAUCAUGCUGUAGAGGAUUUUCCAUGAUGCUGUCAUGGUGUAGGAAUUCUUUUUACCUAAAAAUAAAAUCCUUUGAAUCCUA